Galeopterus variegatus (Sunda flying lemur) is the source of this 892-nucleotide messenger RNA. It is a transcript of the gene NDUFAF3, whose product is annotated as NADH dehydrogenase (ubiquinone) complex I, assembly factor 3. Gene Ontology annotation, cellular component: mitochondrial inner membrane. Gene Ontology annotation, biological process: mitochondrial respiratory chain complex I assembly. Lineage: Eukaryota; Metazoa; Chordata; Mammalia; Dermoptera; Cynocephalidae. The transcript is spliced from 5 exons. The record is from RefSeq and is a predicted model, not a curated record. The coding region runs from base 171 to 746 and encodes 191 amino acids.
CUGGGAUUAGGGCCUGUGAGGCUGGCACCCAGCCCUGGCCAGGUGUGCGGAACACGACCAGGUGCACGGUCGCCCCGCCCCGGGCCCCGGGAGUCCUGCGUAAUGGCUGAGGGCUCGGGGUGCAGGCGGCUGCGUCCCAGAGAAUGCCCUGAGGACAGUCACGCUACCAGAUGUCCCACUCCCCUGGGACGAUCGGCGGGGACCCCGGGCGGGCGGCAGGUGCUGACACUGGAGCCGCGCCGGGGGACGCACCGUCUUGGGACAGAUGGGCCCCACGGCGUGGGCACCGGCUAUCGCCUGCGGAUGAUGAGUUGUAUCAGCGGACGCACAUCUCUCUGCUGCAACGCGAGUCCCCUCACACCAUGUACAUCGACAGCUACAACAGCCGCGGCUUCACGGUCAACGGAAAUCGUGUGCUCGGGCCCUGCGCUCUGCUCCCGCACUCGGUGGUGCAGUGGAAUGUGGGAUCUCACCAGGACAUCACUGAAGAGAGCUUCUCACUCUUCUGGAUGCUAGAGCCCCGGAUAGAGAUUGUUGUGGUGGGCACUGGAGACCGGACUGAGCGGCUGCAAUCCCAGGUGCUGCAAGCCAUGAGGCAGCGGGGUAUCGCUGUGGAAGUCCAGGACACGCCCAAUGCCUGUGCCACCUUCAACUUCCUGUGUCAUGAAGGCCGAGUGACAGGAGCUGCUCUCAUCCCCCCACCUGGAGAGACUUCACUCACAUCUCUAGGCCAAGCUGCAGAAUGAACCACUAGGAACUGACCUGCUGUCCAGGAGAGCCCUGACACUUUGCAGAUUGCAGGGUUUCCCAAUGCUUUUACUGUCCUCUCCCCUUUGGCAUUUAAACACUUGUCUUGCUUGCCAGCAUAUUAAUAAUUUAUACACUUCUCUCA